Mercurialis annua (annual mercury) is the source of this 1701-nucleotide messenger RNA. RefSeq names its product homogentisate phytyltransferase 1, chloroplastic. Gene Ontology annotation, molecular function: prenyltransferase activity. Gene Ontology annotation, cellular component: membrane. NCBI's taxonomy places the organism in Eukaryota, Viridiplantae, Streptophyta, Magnoliopsida, Malpighiales, Euphorbiaceae. Bases 241 to 1455 code for a protein of 404 amino acids. The transcript has 13 exons. The record is from RefSeq and is a predicted model, not a curated record.
GAACUUCCUUUUACUAGCAAGCCAUCUUAGAAGUAAGACAAGGGCAUGUGAAAGUGAGAUAUGUCUGUACUAUGAAUGAUCAGACCCAUUAACACUACCCAACAAAAACCAGCACAUUAAAACUUCCAAAUUUACACUCUAAAACCCCAUUUGCAGUUGGUUGCCUAUUUUUUCAGUUUUGCCAAAUUCUAAUGAGCUGAGAAACACACUCAGUACACACAGCUUGUUGAAUCAAUUACAAUGGAGUCUCUGUUUCUUGCUUCUUCCUCUUCAUGUCUUUUUUCUGGUAAAAAAUAUUUGAGUAGUAGCAAUUUUAAAGUGGUUCAUACUCCAACAGCAGUUGAAGUUUCGAGGUGCAAAGCAUGGAGCUUCAUGGAAAGAUAUUCUCUUAAGAGUCAGCGUCAAUGUAUGAAGCAUCAUCUCAGAUGCAAUGAAGAAAAAUCUACAGUUUACAAGAAAAAUGAUGCCAGUUUCUUGGUGCAUGCUGCAUCUGGACAGCCCCUUGAAUCUGAACCUGAAGCUCAUAUUACGGAGAAUACUGCAAAACAUGUCCACAGUGCAUUAGAUGCUUUCUACAGAUUUUCGCGUCCUCACACUGUUAUAGGCACAGCUUUGAGUAUCGUAUCAGUUUCUCUCCUUGCAGUCCAGAAAAUGUCUGAUCUUUCUCCAUUAUUCUUGACAGGAGUGUUGGAGGCUGUGGUUGCUGCCCUCAUGAUGAAUAUCUACAUUGUUGGCUUAAAUCAGUUAACUGACAUUGACAUUGACAAGGUUAACAAGCCAUAUCUUCCAUUGGCAUCUGGAGAGUUUUCCAUUGGCACUGGUGUUUUGAUUGUUACAUCUUUCUCCAUAAUGAGCUUUUGGCUUGGAUGGGUUGUUGGUUCGUGGCCAUUGUUUUGGGCUCUUUUUAUCAGUUUUGUUCUUGGAACAGCAUAUUCCAUCAAUUUGCCACUAUUGAGAUGGAAAAGGUUUGCAUUGGUCGCAGCAAUGUGCAUCCUAGCUGUUCGUGCCGUGAUAGUUCAACUUGCCUUUUAUUUGCAUAUGCAGACCCAUGUAUUUGGAAGACCUGUUGUCUUUACCACGCCUCUAAUAUUUGCAACUGCAUUCAUGAGCUUUUUCUCGGUAGUUAUAGCAUUGUUCAAGGAUAUACCUGAUAUUGAAGGAGAUAAGAUUUUUGGAAUAAGAUCAUUUAGCGUGCGCUUGGGCCAAGAGCGGGUUUUCUGGAUCUGUAUUUCUCUGCUUGAAAUUGCAUAUGGUGUUGCUAUUUUAGUUGGAGCAGCAUCGUCCUACAGCUGGAGCAAGUAUAUCACGGUUCUGGGGCAUAUCAUCUUGGGUUCAUUACUAUGGAGCCGUGCCAAAUCUGUUGAUCUCAAGAGCAAAGCUGCCAUAACUUCCUGCUACAUGUUCAUUUGGAAGCUAUUUUAUGCGGAAUAUUUGCUGAUACCGCUUGUAAGAUGAGAAUGUUGAGAGUUGUGCAACUGCAGAUGUUAAUACAUUGCUUGAAAGUGCCUUUCUGAAGUUCCUUCAUUUCUCUUAGCAAAUAGGGAGUAGGAAGGAAAAUAGUGGCAAGCUUGUAAUUACCUUCAUAAUGCUUUGUAUCAUUAGCAGCAUUUCAAUAAUGGUAGUGUUGUAGUGUUUAAAAUUGCUGGUUUUGCAACUUUGUUCAUGCACAAUCUCCAACAAAGGUUUAAUUUGCCCUUUAAA